AUGGCGAAACGAAACAUCCUCCUCAUGAUCGCCGACGACCUGGGCAAACAACUAGGCUGCUACGGCAACACCAAGAUCCAAACACCUCACCUGGACCAACUCGCAGCAGAAGGAACAAAAUUCGAGCAAGCAUACACGAGCACGGCCUCUUGCAGCGCAAGCCGCUCAGUCAUCUACACGGGCCUACACACGCACCAGAACGGACAAUACGGGUUACACAACGGCCGUCACCACUUCACCACCUUCGACCACGUCGAGACGGCACCGGCCCUCUUCUCGAAGCACGGGUACAAGACCGGACUUAUUGGGAAGGUGCAUGUUGGGCCUUCAUCCGCGUACCCGUGGGACCUACGCGCUGAGAGCGAUAGUCGGGACGUUGCGGCGGUGGCGGAUCAGGCUUCUGCGUUCUUUGAGUCGAGCAAGGAGGAUGAGAUGCCUUUUUUCUUGACGAUAGGGUAUAUCGAUCCGCAUCGGGACCUUACGCGCUCUGGAUUUGGGAAUGUUGAGAGCUAUGACCCGCGCUUGAAGAAGACUGAGUACAAACCAGAGGAUGUGGCCGUUGAGCCAUUCAUAAAUGAUCUCCCUGGUGUGCGAUUCGAGUUCUCUGAGUACUACCAGUCCAUUUCGCGACUUGAUCAGGGCGUGGGGAUGGUCCUUGAGGGAUUGAAGAAGAGCGGAUUGAGCGAUGAUACCCUUGUCAUCUUCAUGAGUGAUAACGGGCCACCGUUCAUCAACUCUAAGACAACACUCUACGACGCCGGCGUGUGUCUACCACUCCUAAUAAAAUGCCCCGAUUCCCCAUCCGGCAUCGCAAAUCCAAACAUGGUUUCCUACAUUGAUAUUCUCCCGACGCUACUGGACUGGGCCGCCUACCCAACACCAACGCACCCAUCCCGAAUCGGGCGCUCCAUCUUGCCCAUCCUCGCGGAGAAGACACACCUCGAAGACUGGAGUCGCGUAUUCGGCUCUCAUACCUUCCAUGAAAUCACGAACUACUGGCCAACCCGCUUCAUGCGCAACCGCCAAUUCAAAUACCACCGCAACAUCGCCUGGCGUCUGGAUUUCCCCUUCGCGGCUGAUAUUUACGGCUCGUUCACCUGGGAGGAUAUCCGGAACUCGGAGUCGAAGAUGAUUGGGUCGCGGCCCUUGAAGGAUUAUUUCUUCCGUCCCGCUGAGGAACUUUAUGAUAUCCAGGUUGAUCCGCAUGAGGUGCGGAAUCUUGCUAAGGAGCCGGAGUAUAAGCAGGUGUUGGAUGAGAUGCGGGCGGCUGUUGAGGAGUGGCAGCGCCGGACGGAGGACCCUUGGUUGUAUCGGGAUGGGGUAUCGAUGCUUUUGGUUAAGCAUCAUCUUGAGGCGGGGCUUGAGGUGCCGGAUCGGUUUGAUUUUGAUGAGAAUGCGCCGCAGAGUAAGGGGUUGCCUAAGUUUGAUUCGAAGCUUGCUUGGGGGCCAGAGGUGGAAAAGUAA
Penicillium argentinense is the source of this 1464-nucleotide messenger RNA. RefSeq names its product sulfatase family protein. NCBI's taxonomy places the organism in Eukaryota, Fungi, Ascomycota, Eurotiomycetes, Eurotiales, Aspergillaceae. The transcript has a single exon. Bases 1 to 1464 code for a protein of 487 amino acids. Gene Ontology annotation, molecular function: arylsulfatase activity. The record is from RefSeq and is a predicted model, not a curated record.